Cebus imitator (Panamanian white-faced capuchin) is the source of this 6436-nucleotide messenger RNA. It is a transcript of the gene ZNF608, whose product is annotated as zinc finger protein 608. The record is from RefSeq and is a predicted model, not a curated record. Gene Ontology annotation, cellular component: nucleus. The transcript is spliced from 10 exons. Gene Ontology annotation, biological process: regulation of transcription by RNA polymerase II. The coding region runs from base 903 to 5441 and encodes 1512 amino acids. Lineage: Eukaryota; Metazoa; Chordata; Mammalia; Primates; Cebidae.
AACUGUUAAAAAGGGGCUGAUCCCUUUAAAAACCGUUUUAACUGCUCUUUGUCAAACACACACUCAUUUGCGGUCAUUGAGGCCACCUUGGCGCAGAUCACUUAAAGUGUAUGUCUUAAUCAGUUUUCCGUACAGUCAGUAGCACCAUAUUUAACAGAGUGAGCAAUUCUGUGACCUAGGAAUACGGUAGAAUUGUUUAAAUGUAUUUUUUUCUCAAAAGGCAGAUAUUUAACUUUUUAUAUAACACUGUCUUUUCUAGAGAGAAAUGCUCUUAAAGACCUAUAUGUAUAUUUCAAAAAAAAAAAAAAUUAUGUAAGCUGUUGGGGAAGAGAGGAUAGGAGGGAGGCUUGUGUGUGUGUCGAGGGGGGAGUUAUUGGUUGUGUUUUCUGUUCCUUACUGGGAACAAAAACCAGAUUGCCCAGACAAUUUGUAAAAAGAAGUACUGAAACCUAAAAUUAGAAAUAAGGAAAAUUUAGCAACAUUCUAUUCUGAAAACUAGCCUCAGAACUUCCAGGGUCUGGUCUUUUAAAUUGCAAGAUCUAGGACAUGUUUAGGGAUGUUUAAAGCUGUGUUCUUCCUUCUUGUCUGAGUGUUCAGGCUGUGUUUCUGGGGUUGAGAUAUCACAUGUGCCAGACAGAAAUCCUAAACUUUAAAAAGGAACAUAAAAACCUUUCUGGACUGGAAUCAGAUCCUUAAGAUAAUUUAAUGCUUUUAAAAAGGAAAAGGUGGACCUGGACUGAGGGUGUAAAAUCCCUGGACACAUUCGUGGGGCAGGAAAAAGAAGAGGAAGAUUAGAAGAUUUUUUUUUUCUUUGAGAGAAAGCCCAGCGGAGAUAAACGAAUGUCCCCUCAUCUCCAAAGGAAAGUUCAUCGGAUUUUUAUUCUAGAGAGCUCAUCUUCAGGAUGUCAGUGAACAUUUCUACUGCAGGAAAAGGUGUGGAUCCAAAUACAGUUGAUACUUAUGACAGUGGCGAUGAUUGGGAAAUCGGGGUUGGAAAUUUAAUAAUUGAUUUGGACGCUGAUUUGGAGAAGGACAGACAGAAAUUUGAGAUGAAUAAUUCCACCAACACCACUAGCAGCAGCAACUCCAAGGAUUGUGGAGGUCCGGCCUCCAGUGGGGCUGGUGCUACCGCAGCCUUAGCUGAUGGCCUAAAAUUUGCUUCUGUUCAGGCCUCUGCUCCCCAGGGGAAUUCACACAAAGAGACCAGCAAAUCAAAAGUGAAAAGGAGUAAAACUUCUAAGGAUGCUAAUAAAUCUCUGCCUUCUGCUGCCUUGUAUGGGAUUCCCGAGAUUAGCAGCACUGGCAAGAGGCAGGAAGUCCAAGGGCGCCCUGGAGAGGCAACUGGCAUGAAUUCAGCGCUGGGUCAAAGUGUGAACAGCGGCGGCAGCGGCAACUCAAACAGCAAUAGUACCAGCACCAGCACCUCUGCCGCCACCGCGGGGGCAGGCUCCUGUGGGAAAAGCAAAGAGGAGAAGCCAGGUAAAAGCCAGAGCAGCCGAGGCGCCAAGCGGGAUAAGGAUGCGGGGAAAUCCAGGAAGGACAAGCACGACCUGCUUCAGGGCCACCAGAAUGGCAGUGGCGGCCAGGCCCCUUCUGGGGGGCACCUCUAUGGCUUUGGGGCCAAGAGCAAUGGAGGUGGCGCGAGCCCCUUCCACUGCGGGGGCACUGGGAGUGGCAGCGUCGCCGCUGCAGGGGAAGUUAGCAAAAGUGCCCCGGAUUCAGGGCUCAUGGGAAACGCUAUGUUGGUAAAGAAGGAAGAGGAGGAGGAGGAGAGCCACAGGCGAAUCAAGAAACUGAAAACUGAGAAGGUUGACCCCCUGUUUACAGUGCCAGCGCCACCACCGCCGAUUUCCAGCAGUCUCACGCCUCAGAUUCUACCCUCCUACUUUUCCCCAUCUUCAUCCAAUAUUGCAGCACCGGUUGAACAGCUUUUGGUUCGCACUCGUUCUGUGGGUGUCAAUACAUGUGAAGUUGGAGUAGUGACAGAGCCAGAGUGUCUUGGGCCCUGUGAACCCGGGACCAGUGUCAAUUUGGAAGGGAUCGUGUGGCAUGAAACAGAAGAAGGUGUCCUAGUGGUCAAUGUCACCUGGAGGAACAAAACAUACGUGGGAACCCUACUGGACUGCACCAAGCAUGACUGGGCCCCUCCCAGGUUUUGUGAGUCACCGACAAGCGACCUGGAGAUGAGAGGGGGCCGGGGCAGAGGGAAGAGAGCGAGGUCUGCUGCUGCAGCCCCGGGCUCCGAGGCCAGCUUCACGGAGUCUAGAGGGCUGCAGAACAAGAACAGAGGGGGGGCCAAUGGGAAAGGGAGGCGGGGCAGCCUCAAUGCCAGCGGACGAAGGACACCCCCAAAUUGUGCCGCUGAGGACAUCAAAGCCAGCCCUUCCUCCACCAACAAAAGGAAAAACAAGCCUCCAAUGGAGCUGGACCUGAACUCCAGCUCUGAGGACAAUAAGCCUGGGAAGCGCGUCCGCACCAAUUCCAGAAGCACUCCCACUACCCCUCAAGGGAAACCAGAGACUACUUUUUUGGACCAAGGCUGCUCUUCUCCAGUGUUAAUCGACUGUCCCCACCCAAACUGCAACAAAAAGUACAAGCACAUUAACGGCCUGAGGUACCACCAGGCUCAUGCACACUUAGACCCGGAAAACAAGCUGGAGUUCGAGCCUGACAGCGAGGACAAGAUCUCGGACUGCGAGGAAGCGUUGAGUAACGUGGCACUGGAAUGCGGCGAGCCAAGCACAAGCGUAUCUGCUUAUGACCAGGUGAAGGCACCGGCAUCCCCUGGGGCCGGAAACCCGCCUGGGACCCCAAAGGGAAAGAGAGAGCUGAUGAGCAAUGGCCCAGGUUCCAUUAUUGGUGCUAAAGCUGGGAAGAAUUCUGGCAAAAAGAAGGGCCUUAACAAUGAGCUGAACAACCUUCCAGUCAUCUCCAACAUGACGGCCGCCUUAGACAGUUGCUCAGCCGCAGACGGCAGUUUGGCUGCUGAGAUGCCUAAACUGGAAGCAGAGGGAUUAAUUGACAAGAAAAAUUUAGGAGAUAAAGAAAAGGGCAAGAAAGCUAACAACUGCAAAAUGGACAAAAACCUCUCUAAACUGAAAAGUGCCCGGCCCAUCGCCCCUGCCCCAGCCCCCACUCCCCCGCAGCUAAUCGCUAUACCCACUGCAACCUUUACAACCACCACCACGGGGACAAUACCCGGACUGCCCUCCCUCACGACGACUGUGGUUCAGGCUACACCAAAGAGUCCUCCGUUAAAACCCAUUCAACCAAAGCCCACGAUUAUGGGAGAGCCCAUCACCGUGAACCCAGCUCUGGUGUCACUCAAAGACAAAAAGAAAAAGGAGAAGCGAAAGCUGAAGGACAAGGAAGGGAAAGAGACGGGAAGCCCAAAAAUGGAUGCCAAGCUGGGGAAGCUAGAGGACUCCAAGGGGGCCAGCAAAGAUCUACCUGGCCAUUUUUUAAAGGAUCAUCUCAACAAGAAUGAAGGGCUGGCAAAUGGACUGUCAGAGUCUCAGGAGAGCCGCAUGGCCAGUAUCAAAGCCGAAGCCGAUAAGGUGUACACUUUCACAGACAACGCCCCCAGCCCUUCCAUCGGGAGCGCCUCGAGGAUGGAAUGCAGCACUUUGGUGAACGGGCAGGCACCAAUGGUACCUCUGCAUGUGUUGAACCAGAAUGGGGCCGAGAGUUCAGCCGCCAAGACAAGCAGCCCGGCCUAUUCGGACAUAUCCGAUGCUGCUGACGACGGUGGUUCCGACAGCAGGUCAGAGGGCAUGAGAUCAAAGGCCGGUUCCCCAUCAGAUAUUAUUUCUAGUAAGGACGGUGGAGUGAAAGGGCAUUCUUCAACUACAGCACAAUCAUCUCAACUGAAAGAGUCCCAUUCUCCGUAUUACCACGGCUAUGAUCCUUAUUAUUCUCCAAGUUACAUGCACCCUGGGCAGGUCGGCGCCCCUGCAGCUGGAAAUAGUGGGAGCACACAGGGAAUGAAGAUCAAGAAGGAGUCUGAGGAAGAUGCCGAAAAGAAAGACAAGGCAGAGCAGUUAGAUUCUAAGAAAGUGGACCACAGUUCCGCAUCCUUGCAGCCUCAGCACCAGUCGGUGAUCACACAAAGACAUCCUGCCCUGGCUCAGUCACUGUAUUAUGGCCAGUAUGCCUAUGGGCUCUAUAUGGACCAGAAGUCUCUGAUGGCCACCAGCCCUGCCUAUAGACAGCAAUAUGAGAAGUACUAUGAGGACCAGAGGUUGGCAGAGCAGAAAAUGGCCCAGACUGGGAGAGGAGACUGUGAAAGGAAAAGUGAGCUCCCCUUGAAAGAGCUGGGCAAGGAGGAAACUAAACAGAAAAACAUGCCAUCGGCCACAAUCUCAAAAGCUCCCUCUACUCCGGAGCCUAACAAAAACCAUUCUAAACUAGGGCCAUCAGUGCCUAAUAAAACUGAGGAGACAGGUAAAUCGCAGCUUCUCUCCAAUCACCAGCAGCAGCUUCAGGCCGACAGCUUCAAAGCUAAGCAGAUGGAAAACCACCAGCUUAUUAAGGAGGCUGUAGAAAUGAAGUCUGUCAUGGACUCUAUGAAGCAGACAGGUGUAGACCCAACCUCGAGAUUUAAACAAGAUCCAGAUUCAAGAACAUGGCAUCAUUACGUAUACCAGCCCAAAUAUCUGGAUCAGCAAAAGUCAGAAGAACUUGAUAGAGAGAAGAAAUUAAAAGAGGAUAGUCCCAGGAAAACCCCUAAUAAAGAGAGUGGUGUGUCCAGCCUUCCUGUAUCAUUAACGAGCAUUAAAGAGGAGCCCAAAGAGGCCAAGCGUCCUGAUUCUCAAUCAAUGGAGGAGAGCAAGCUGAAAAAUGAUGAUCGAAAGACUCCUGUGAACUGGAAGGACUCUCGGGGAACAAGAGUGGCUGUCUCCUCACCCAUGAGUCAGCAUCAGUCAUACAUACAGUACUUGCAUGCUUAUCCUUACCCACAGAUGUACGACCCAAGCCAUCCUGCAUACCGAGCUGUUUCUCCCGUCCUAAUGCACAGUUACCCUGGGGCCUAUCUCUCUCCAGGAUUUCAUUAUCCUGUUUAUGGGAAGAUGUCAGGGAGAGAAGAGACAGAGAAAGUCAAUACCAGCCCUAGCAUCAACACGAAAACAACCACUGAAUCUAAAGCACUGGAUUUGCUCCAGCAGCAUGCUAACCAAUACCGCAGCAAGUCUCCUGCUCCAGUGGAAAAGGCUACAGCUGAGCGGGAACGGGAGGCAGAAAGGGAAAGGGAUCGCCACUCCCCCUUCGGCCAGCGGCACCUGCACACGCACCACCACACCCACGUUGGCAUGGGUUACCCGCUAAUCCCGGGUCAAUACGACCCUUUUCAAGGCUUGACCUCUGCUGCCCUUGUUGCCUCUCAGCAGGUGGCUGCCCAGGCAUCUGCAUCUGGAAUGUUUCCUGGACAAAGAAGAGAAUAACAAGAUUGGAAAUGUACAUUGUCAUGUGACUGGAUCACAUGGGGAAGCGCUUUAUACAGACAUCAGUUCCAUGGUGUUAAUUUGAAAUGCCUUAAUGGCAGGCAAAAACCAGUCAUUUCAUUUUUGUAAAUUACAGAUUUUAUCACAGAGUAACAAAUGUUUCUGUAAUUAAACUUCUGUUUUAUAUAUAUAUAUACGUAUACAUAUCUGUAUAUAUACAUAUAUAUAUAUAUUAUAUAUAUAUAUAUUCUUUACUUUUUGUAUCAGUAACCAGGCUCGCACACACAGGGUCUGCUGCCACGUCGCAAACCACUCAGUAAAGGAAAUUAAAAUGUAUUUGUCAUGUUGAAAAGUGUUAGCCAGAAAAGGCUACUUUCUUUUUUUUCCUUUUCCUUUAAAAUUGUAAAUAAAUAAUGUUAUGUAUCAGUGUGCCUGAACCUUGCAUAUCCUUCACAUAUUUCCCAUAAGCCCCUCAGAAAGGCUAACUGUGAUGAUGACACUUUGGUACAAUUUAGAUGUCUAUUUGGUGGCUCCUGUUAAAGAUGCAUCAGUGUAAAAUGUUCCUGUAGUCACUCUUUGUACUUGUGUAUUGUGGAAAAAAUACUUUUGGAAGGCAUGGGGUUGCCAGUACCACAAAAACUGUGUUGUAUAUAAUGUAAAGAUUAAAAUGGGGAAAUAAUGAGCAUCUGUGAAUAAUGAGGUGUCAUUUUUUGAUAAUCUUGAAUGGCAAAUAACCCAAUAGCCUGCGUACCAGAGACAUCUGUGAUUGUUCUAUUACUUGAAUAGUCCUAAAGUCUUUUUUUUUUUUUUUUAAUGUUUACAAUUACCCAGUUUUAGAAGAGAGAGACUUUAAUGCCAUUGCCUGGUUACUUGUUUUAUGCUGUAAUCUAGUUUAUUUUAUGUAAAAUGUAUAUUGAAUGCUUUCCUUUUUUAUACCUGCCUUAAAUAAUUUGGCAAUCAGAAUUAAAAAGGUUUUUUUUUUUUUUUAAAUAAUG